Messenger RNA from Salvelinus namaycush (lake trout), 5288 nucleotides. Its product is annotated as peroxisome proliferator-activated receptor gamma coactivator 1-alpha-like. The coding region runs from base 133 to 3981 and encodes 1282 amino acids. Gene Ontology annotation, molecular function: RNA binding; transcription factor binding. The transcript has 13 exons. The record is from RefSeq and is a predicted model, not a curated record. Gene Ontology annotation, cellular component: nucleus. Gene Ontology annotation, biological process: positive regulation of transcription by RNA polymerase II. Lineage: Eukaryota; Metazoa; Chordata; Actinopteri; Salmoniformes; Salmonidae.
UGUAAGACAGGUACCCUCAGUUCAUUCUCGGUAAGGGGAAGUAGCCGGGUGCGAGAGCGAGUGGAGCGCGAGUGGAUUUCUUUUUGCCUGAUUUCUUUUUUUGUUUCUUUCGGACCGUCAUUCAGUGCCUGGAUGGCGUGGGACAGGUGUAACCAGGACUCGGUCUGGAGAGAAUUAGAGUGUGCUGCCUUGGUUGGCGAAGACCAACCCCUCUGUCCGGACCUCCCCGAACUCGACCUCUCAGAGCUUGAUGUCAGUGACCUGGAUGCGGACAGCUUCCUGGGCGGGCUCAAGUGGUACAGUGACCAAUCAGAGAUCAUUUCCAGUCAAUAUGGCAACGAGGCUUCCAACCUCUUUGAGAAGAUAGAUGAGGAAAAUGAGGCCAACUUGCUGGCAGUGCUUACAGAAACGCUGGACAGCAUCCCAGUGGACGAGGACGGAUUGCCUUCGUUCGAGGCCCUGGCAGAUGGGGACGUGACCAAUGCCAGCGACCAGAGCUGUCCCUGCACCCCCGACGGUUCGCCGCGCACCCCCGAACCAGAGGAGCCCUCCUUGCUGAAGAAGCUCCUUCUGGCACCCGCAAACUCCCAGCUCAGCUAUAAUCAAUACAUAGGCGACAAGGCACAAAACCAUGCAGCCAGCAACCACCGGAUCAGACCAACACCUGCUGUUGUCAAGACGGAGAUCUCCUGGAACAGCAAGCCGAGGGGGGGCUGUCCGCAGCAGAGCCGUCUAGUGAGGCGCCCGUGCACCGAGCUGCUCAAGUACCUGACUGCCACUGACGACAUCCUCCUCCAGACCAAAGCCAGCGACGCCAAGAGCGCCUGGGGGGGUGGCGGCAAAGACAAGGGCGGCCUGCUGGGCGCCUCCUCCUCCACCUCCUCGUCGCCGUCCUCCUCCUCCACCUCCUCCUUCUCCUCCCUCUCCUCCUCCUCCUCUAUCGCCUCCAAGAAGAAGUCAUCCUCGUCGUCCGUCGUGUCGCAACAGCAGCAGCAGCAGCAUCACCAGCGAGGUGAGAGCCGGGCUGCUGGCGAGUGUAGUGUGGCUGGUGUGGGGGCUGGGAAGUGGCGUCGUUGCGCUCAUGGGGCUGGUGGCACUGAGGGACAGUCCGAACCCGCGGCGGCACCCGCUCCCGUCCCCCCAACACGUAGGAACGGCAGUGGCCAUGCCCGCCCCAAACUGGAGCGCAGGCCGUCCAGUGAAGAAGGAAGGCCGCCAGGUCCGCAGCCUGCGGUGGACGCGGGGCGCCUGGCAGCCGCUAGGUUCAUUAGGUACAUGCAUUCUUAUUCUCUCCUUCCUAGAGAGACGGGUCAGACAGGCAGCUGUGGGCGUUGCCCUGAGGUGGGCACUGCCACUCAGGCUAGCGAGUGCUGGGGCGGGCAUGGCCGUGGUGUGGCAGCGCGUAGGCACAUCACAGUGACCAUAAAGAAAAGAGAGGAGGAGCCGGGGCAUCCGUUGCUUAGCCAGUUGCUGACCUCCAAGCAGAGGCCCGCAAGCUAUCGGGCUCACUUGCUCCUGCCCGCUACUACCCCUCAGCCCCGCAAGAGCAGUUCAUCAAGAAUGAGCUCUGGAGUCCUGGAGAGGGAUCAGUGUCCCAGCCAGGCUAUUGAGGUGGAGGAGAAGUACAGAGGGACUGUCAAUAUCAAUCCCGGCAGCUGGGGUCUCAGACAGGCCAAGGAGCCUGAUUUGGACCCCCUGUUGGCCGAGAGCUUAGGCCUAGGCAGCUGGGUUAGCCAGUCAGACCAGGGGCUAGAUUUGGGGCUGGAGCUGGGCUUGGGUUGGCCGGAGGUUGGCCUGGUGGAGCAGGCUGGCUGUUUUGGGGAGGAGGUCCGCGAUGAUGAUGCCAUGGGCAGCCCCAUGGCGCUCUCACAGGGCCUGCCAAGCCCACUCUUCCCAGAUUCUAGAAUUCCAGACCCCACUCUCUCCGUCACACAAGGGCAGCAGCACCUACACAUGCAGGCAGUCUGCAGGCACCCCGAUGACCAGGGCCUCCUGUUGUUAGCCAAACCAACCACCUUGCCACUUCCUUUGACCCCAGAGUCUCCAAAUGACCACAAGGGAUCACCGUUUGAGAGCAAAACCAUUGAACGCACAUUGAGUGUGGAGAUCUCUGGAACCCCAGGUCUGACACCACCUACCACGCCCCCCCACAAAGCCAGUCAAGAGAACCCUUUCAAAGCAUCACUCAAAACCAAGUUGUCUUCAUGCUCCUCGUCUGCCCUGGCGUGCAAGAGGGUUCGGCUGAGCGAGGCGGGCCCCUGCGGCCCCCCGGCCCUAACCCCGACCCUAGAUGGAGGUCCCUCCAGGAAGGGCCCCGAGCAGACUGAACUGUAUGCCCAGCUGAGCAAAGCGUCCACUGCCCUCCCCAACUCGGUGGUCACCGCAACGACAGGGGGUUGCCAGGAGGAGCACCGCGGCGGCAACGGCAAGCGGGGUGCCCAGCCCCGCGGCUUCAGCGACCACGACUAUUGUCAGUCGACGGCGGCCAGCACAAAACGGGACGCUGACGCUAAUGCGGCUAACGCAGCUUAUGCUACUGUUACCAUGACGACUACUACGACAACCCCUCUGAUGCCCAAUCCGGUCAUGGCGGAGGACAGGCAUGUGAAAUGUAAGGACUCAGCCAUGCCACCCUCCUCCUUUUCUUCCUCCUCCUCUUCUACAUCUUCUCCUACAUCUUCAUCCUCUUUGGCCAAGCAGCUGCAGCAGAGCUCUUACCCUGUGGCUACGGAGGCUCGGGGGCAGGACGCUCGGGGACAGGACCGGACCCCCACCACCCAGACAAGAGCACCCCCACCACAGACACCAGAUGGGGACCAGCAUUCCACCAGCAGGAAGCAGCCCCUGCGAGACCAGGAGAUCCGGGCGGAGCUCAACAAGCACUUUGGCCGCCCCCAGCAAGCCAUUUACAGCCAGGGUGAGAAGGGGGGGGAGUUGGUGGUGGAGGAGGGGGGGCAGGGAGGAGGGGAGAAGGUUGUCGCCCCGCAGGCGUCCGAGGAGAACCCUGCUGGGGAUGAGUACUACUGCAAGCUCCCUGGUUCUGGUUCUACUGGGUACCUGCACCCGGGUCUCCCGCCCUUCCACAAGGAACUUGAGCUCCAGGACCGUGGCGUGGAGGGGCGCUUCCUCUACCCCUGGGAGGGCACCCCCCUGGAACUGCUUUUCGAGUCCUGCUCGCCGUCCUGCUCGCCGUCCAGCUGCUCCCCCUCACGGGGCUCCGUCUCACCCCUCUCCUCCCUCCUCCUCUCCCCCAGACACUUUGUCUGGCCCCGUUCGGGCUCCCCCUCCUCCCGUUCUCGCUCCCGGUCCCUCAGUUCCUCCUCUCACCACCGGAGGCGCUCCCUCUCCAGCUCACCCGACGGACGCCCCUCCUCCAGGUCUCGUCACAACAUGGACUCCAGCACUUACCGAUCCAGGACCCACAAAAGCCCUCGCUCGCAGUCUCGCUCUCAGUCCAGAUCCCCCCUCAGCCGCAGGCCAAGGUACGACAGCUACGAGGAAUACCAACACGAGCGUCUGAAGCGGGAGGAGUGCCGCCAGGACUACCAGAAGAGGGAGUCCCAGAGGGCCGAGCAGAGAGAGAGGCAAAGUGAAAAAGCAAUAGAGGAGAGACGGGUGGUGUACGUGGGGAGACUGAGGUCCGACAGCACGCGAACCGAGCUAAAGCGGCGUUUUGAAGUCUUCGGCGAGAUCGAAGAGUGUGCCGUGAACCUGAGAGAUGACGGGGACAAUUUUGGUUUCAUCACCUACCGCUACACUUGUGACGCCUUCGCUGCCCUUGAAAACGGACACACCUUGCGCCGGUCAAACGAGCCCCAGUUCGAGCUGUGCUUCGGUGGACAAAAGCAGUUCUGCAAAUCGAAUUAUACAGACUUGGAUUCCCAUUCUGACGACUUUGAUCCAGCCUCCACUAAAAGCAAGUAUGACUCCAUGGAUUUUGACAGCUUGCUGAGAGAGGCCCAGCGCAGCUUGAGAAGGUAACAAGUGCUUUAGCAGCCGCUGUCUACCAAGAGGGAUGUCUCGAUACCUCACUAAUGUUUCUGUCCUUUGACUACGAGAAGUUUUACACUCUAUGUAAGAGAGUAUAUAAAGAGGAAUCUAUAUAUAUAUAUAGACCAAUAUAUAUAUAUAUAUAUAACAAAAAGUAUAUUAAAAACAACGUUUACAUGAACAUAGCUGCUGAAGAAGCUGGGAAGAGACAGUACCUGGAAAGCCAGUGAAUCCUCAUAAUCCUGUACACAGAUGUGUGUACUUUACUGCUGUACAGCAGUCAGUGAAAGACAAUAACAUUCAUGAGAUUUUUUUCUCUCCAAGCACUACAAAAACCCAACUAUGCUUUGAGUGGUGAACAUGUGCAGCUUGUUCAGUCUUUUUUCUUUUUGUCUUUGAUUAUUCUUUUUAUUUUUUUAUCCGGUGUCUGGAUGUGGUGUUACGUUAUUAACGAGAGUAUAGGGAAGUGUAUCUUGGAGGCUCAAGAUAACAUUGCUGUCUAAAUUUUCAGGACAAAAAUGUAGCCCUGUAUAUACAGAUAUUAUCAAAAGGAAUAUUUUUAUUUUGUGUACAUAUCAAACAAAGUUCUUUAUUUGUUACAGCUAUGCACUGUAAAAUGCAGCCUUUUUAAAAUGAUGAAGACAUUUUCUCAAUUAAGAAUGUCGAUCUGUAGUUAUUACAAUGAUGUAAAACAUAUUGUACACCUACAUGAAGUUUAGAGGACAUGACAUGAUUGUAAAAAUGUGUAGGAGGCUCAUUUUGAUGGAGCAUGUGAACAAAUUUCCUUUUUUAAGAAUGAUUUUGUUGGGGGAAAAAAGUUAACCAUGUAUAGUUUUAUCUGUUUAUAAAGUUUCUCAAUCAGUGUUUUUCCGUAUACAACAAGUAUAAAAUGCAUUUUUAACGUGUUUUUUCAUGAUUGUAAUGAAACAAACCCCAUUUUUAAUAAUAUUUCUGAAACAAUCAGUAUAUAUAUAUAUAUAUAUCAAUUCAUUUUGAUUUCAAUGCUUUUUAUGGUUCUCGUUUUGAUAAUUUUACUCUCAGUGAGAAAAGACUACUACUAUGUUUAAUCUGUUUAAUCAGGAUAAACCGUUCAUAUUUAUCUAUUUAUUUUAAUAUUUGAAUCAAAAAUAUUUAUCCUCUCCAUCUCACAUGGUGUACCUCACACAUUUUUGCUAUUUAUAUUGUUAUUUGAUUUUUGUUAUUUCACUUACAAUCAGUGGGUAAGGUGUACAAUAAUGUGGGAAUAUUACAUUCUAUGCCUUUCAGAAACAAUAAAAAAUCAAUUCUAAUCUCCUCGA